Rotaria socialis is the source of this 1557-nucleotide messenger RNA. The record is from the annotation of a GenBank genome assembly. NCBI's taxonomy places the organism in Eukaryota, Metazoa, Rotifera, Eurotatoria, Philodinida, Philodinidae.
AUGACCGAAGGCGUAACAACAACAUCAGAUGACAUGCAAGAUACGUUUUCUCUUCGGGAUCAGUCAUCGAAACAAUAUACUGUUAAACUCACAACAGCUGCUCUUGUGAUUCAGUUACAAACUGACGAUAAUAGAGAACAACCAAGAACCAUAAAGAAUAAUACACAAGUGAUACCGAUCGAAGAUAUCUAUGGAUGUUUAUGUAUGAAAGAUAAUAGGAAUUCAAUUCGAUGUCAUUUAAAUCUUUACCUAUAUUCGCUACAAAAGGCAUCAGGUGCUACAUUACCAUUUUCAAAAAAGUCAAAUUUACAGCGUUCACAACUAUUGCUUACAUACGCGAAAUUUAAUGAUUUCGAAAGUAAUUUUGGUGCAGUAACACGAUGGCAUCAGAGCUUAAAGCGUGCAAUUUAUUUAAAACAAAAUCUCCCUCUUGAUAUUGUAACAACAAAACGUGAUAAACGUGCCCUUGUUUUUAUUAAUCCAGCUGGCGGUGCUGGUAAAGCUUAUCGUCUUGUUAUGGAAUAUGUUGUUGGUGUAUGGAGUGAAGCAGAAUUUACCUAUCAUAUGAUUGUAACAGAAUACGCCGGUCAUGCUCGUGAAUUUGUACGCUCUAUACAACUUGCUGAUUGGGCUGGUAUUGUUGUAGCAUCAGGUGAUGGACUUCUCUACGAAGUUGUCAAUGGACUUAUGAGUAGAAACGAUUGGCAAGAAGCAAUUAAAUUACCUAUUGGACAUUUACCUUGUGGAUCAGGCAAUGCUUUCAUUACAAACAUUGUACGUUACAGCAAACAACCGAUUAUGAAAACGAUGGAAAAAUUUAUUGUCCAAGCUGCUGUAAUCAUUGCGACACAUAACGUACUUCCAUUUGAUAUGGCUCUAUUAGACAUCUGUGAUGGUCAAAGACUUUUUUCUUUUCUCUGUAUUGAAUGGGGUGUUGUUGCUGAUGUUGACUGUGAUAGUGAACAGUACCGUUUUCUGGGUGAAACUCGAUUUACAGUGGAAGCGCUAAAACAUAUUAUCAAACCUCGUAGUUAUGAAGGUUAUAUUGAUUACAUUCCAUAUGAUGCGGUUGAUGAUACAGCAGACUCAAAUCAAAUAACAACAGAUACCACGAUUGCUCAACUACACCGUCAUCUAUUACCACUCAAUGAACCUAUUCCAACUGAUUCCACAUCGACUAAAUGGCGCCGUAUCAAUGGUCCAUUUCUUCAUGUAUUAAUUACAUCAAAAGCGUGUAUAUCAAAAGAUGUCAUAGCCUCAUUCAGAUCAACACUAUCUGAUGGCUAUUUAAGUUUACAAUAUAUACGUGCAGAUCGUUCAUCGCGUAUACAUCUUGCGCAAACAUUCACGAAAUUAUCCGACGGAAAACAUGUUGAUUUUGAUUUCGUUGAAUUGCUGCCAGUACGCGCAUUUCGAAUUGUACCAGCUGAUACUAGUGGAAAUAUGAUGGUCGACGGAGAAAAAGUCCCUUAUGGUCCUGUUCAAGGUGAAAUUUUACCGAGUGUAGGACGAUGUAUGGGAAGACUUCCAACAGCUAAUGAAGUGCUACUAAGUUGA